Molecule: messenger RNA, 1536 nt
Organism: Drosophila takahashii
Lineage: Eukaryota; Metazoa; Arthropoda; Insecta; Diptera; Drosophilidae
Source: RefSeq, a predicted model, not a curated record
UACGGAAAAUAUUUAGUUCCUAGUGUUAAUAUUAAAUUUAAAUCAGAGCCGGCUAGAAAUAAUUAAAUCAGAAUGGACAAACUAGGAUUGGGAUGUCCCUUUGCGUUUCUGGGCGGAAAACAGCAGGAAUUAAAGGGCGGACCCUGCUUCCUGGAUCUCAACUACGAUAUUUUCCUGGAGAUAUUUUCAUAUUUGACUCUGGAAGAUCAACUAAAUCUUGGCCGCGCCCAUCCAGUUUUCAGGGAGGUCCUAAAGGACUUGGUGCGAACGCGCUACGGAAAAAUCAAUGUGCGAAUCCUAAAAACCAUUCCGGACUGGGAGUUCCUGUUGCAGCUGUGCGGUUCCGAAGUCUCCAGGUGUGAAGUGCCCCACGGUCGCUGGGACGAGCCCUUCUCCUACUCCUUCCUGGACCUUCUCGGACGCCACUGCCCCAAUCUUCGACAGGCUGUUAUUAUAUUCAUACACGCCGACACAGAGACGCCGCCGGAAACGGGGGACAGGGGCCACAUCAUGAGGCUCCUCCUGGAGCUGCCCAAUCUCACCGAUCUCACACUGAUCGAUUCCAGGUCUGCACAGCUAGAUCAAUUGAAACACUUCACCAAGCUGCAGAUCUUGGACUUGGAUGGAAUCGAUCCGAACCUAAGUGAUCCCGCCUUCCAGCAGAUGUUUGAAAACAAGGUCAGCCUGAGGCGACUGUUCUUGAACUUCGGACGGGAUCGAAGGAGAUCGCACCAGGUGCCCCUGUUGGCCGACAAGUUCCCGAACCUGGAACACCUGACUCUGGAAAACUGUGACCUUAAUUGUCGCGAGUUGGGCGAAUACAAAACGCUCCAGUCGCUGCGAUUGAUAAAUCGAUGGAUAGGAGAAGUGAACAAUGAGUUCUAUAGAUCGCUGACCAGACACCUUGAUAACCUGCAAAAGUUACAGCUCGUAUCGAUUCGAGUAAGAGGCGACCAAGUCCAUCACAUCCUGGCAAUGAGCCAACUGAGAGCUCUGGAUUGCGACAACUGGCCAGCUCAAUCGGUUGAACAAUUGGAUCAGUUAACAAAUCUCGAGUGCCUGGCUCUGGAUUGCAUUGACUCGCCGGCGAACGCAAGUCGUCAGCUCUUAAUUGUAAUACGAAAAUGUGAUAGGCUAAUUCACCUAAAAUUGGGCAAACGUUGGAAGAUGCCUAUCAAUGAGGUAAAUAGAUUUCUGACAAAACUACCAGACAUACGAUCGGAUCCAAAAAGUAAACUCCUGCUUACCCUUGACUUUAACGUAUUACCGGACACUCAAGAAAAGUUGAAAACUCUUUUUAGGGAUCAUGACCAUUUGAGAGUGUCCUUUAAUGGAACCACCUGUGAUCACUGUCAGCCUGACACCCACUCCAAAUGCGAUACCAUCUUUGGCUGAUUAUAAUAUAUUUUUACCCAAAAAACUCACCUCACAGUGUGACAUUUCUAUGGCAACAGUCAGCCUUAGAAUCCAGUCGUUGUAUUCGAUUCCCUUCUCUUCAAACUCAUCUCGCUUUUCCUUGUAAUCGUAAACAUCUUU